Molecule: messenger RNA, 717 nt
Organism: Opisthorchis viverrini
Lineage: Eukaryota; Metazoa; Platyhelminthes; Trematoda; Opisthorchiida; Opisthorchiidae
Exons: 3
Coding region: 1-717 (238 amino acids)
Source: RefSeq, a predicted model, not a curated record
AUGACGCGGGAGGAGUUCUUCAAGCGUGUGUUUGCUAAAGUCGGAAAUUUCAUUAUAAGGAGGGCACACUUAGAGGGGCAUGUUUGUAAACAGAAAGGAGAGUAUAUAAGUGAUGGUUCGAUAUAUUCAGGCCAUGGCGAAUCUUCAACUUCAAGGCCGUCUCCGAGGGUAUAUAAGCAAAGUCGACAAAAAAUUAAACACAGUAUACCUACCAAACUCGCUAAAUUGAUGAACGAUGAUUCUGAUAACAUUGGCAUUUCUCAGCCUCCUUUAUUAUGCCGACAUUCUCCCCCUAGGUCAAGCGUAGCUGAUUGUUUAAAGUCCAGAAGACACACGGAUAGAGAUUACGUCAAAAUUAGGUUAGAGAAAGAGAUACUAAAGGGAUCCCUGUUUUAUGAGUCCUCUGAUGAUGAGAGCUCGGUGUCAGGCGACUGUGAACGCGUAUUUUCAUCUAGUCAGCAGGUCGUGAGGUUUGUAGCUAAGGUGAACCCAGAAGAAUCAGAAUGCGCACAGCCAUCUACAAAUCUGUCUAGAAAGGAUAGCGCGUCCAAGCCUCGAACCGCGGCGCACGAAAUAAAUGGCAUGCAUGUUCACCACUGUGCCACAGCGCCAGGGAUCACUGUACCAAAAAAUGAAAUACAUAAGUUUAGCUGGAAUCCGAUGGAAUACGGAAAGUUUACGAAAGCAUUCCAAAUGAGUGCAGCUGAUCAACUCUGA